UAUUAAUACUAAUAAUAAUAGUAAUUGUAGUUGGUCAACAACAGCAACAACAACUCAUCAUCAUCAUCAUCAUUCUCAUCAACACUGUCUACAACAACCACAAUCUAGUGUAAUGUUUACAACAAAAUCAGAUCAAGUUUCAGCUUGUUUAACUAGAGAACAUGUGAUUGCAUGGUUAACAGCUGGUCUGUUUACUGUUGGUGUACUUGUUAGUCGACAAGUUGAUGCAGAUGAAUUAAUUCCAGUUUGUGGUGUAGGUCGUCAAAAUACAAAUGUUCUCGGUGCAUUUAUUAUUGGACCUCAAACUGUUCUCAUUACUUUAGGCGGUAUUGCAUUCAUUAUUGGCUUCUUAUGUUUAUUACCAUGUUUUCGUAAACGUAAAUGUUUUCAUUGGUCACAUGAUCAUGUGAAUGGUAAUCAGUCAACAAGUCAACCAGCACCUUUUCCUAAACAACAACAACAACAUUAUCAUUAUGGAAUCGACAAUGCACAAACUGUUGACAAUAAUUUUGCAUUUACUACACGACCUGUGCUCCACAAAGCUCGUCACCUUCAUCCUCCUCAUCAUCAUCAACAACAACAACCUCUACCUCUGAAUAAUCAUCAUUCACCUCAUUAUCAAAUGAAUUCACAAUCACUUAAUAAUCAUUCGUCAACUCAACGUUGCUAUCCAACUUAUCCGCAUCACCAAUUCUGGCCUACAACAACCAUGUCGCCACCAUCCUAUUCUUCUGCAUCCUCCUGUGAUCCAAUGGAAUUUCGUAUUGGUCUAUUCUGUUUUCUUUAUUUAAUCCCAUUGAUUUGUAUGAAUGCUUGUGAUUUAUAUGAAUAUUUAUAUCGUGAUACAUGGUUAAGUGUUCCCGGUUAUCGACAACAACUCCCUGACACUAGCAGUAACAAUCAUGAUCAUAAUCGUAAAUUAACAAGUAAUCAAUAUGAUAACAUUUAUCGGACAGGAAAUUAUCCAGAGAAAAUCAAUUUUGCAUCAUAUUUAUGGAAUGCGAAUGAGGUGUAUGGUCCAAAUCCAGAAUUAUUUAUGUUACGUAUAUUUAUGUCAUUAGUCACUGGAUUCACUUGUAGUUUAUGGAUGUGGACUGUGAAAGGUUGUUGUUGUUGUUGUUCUACUUCUUCUUCAACUUUUUUCAACUAUGAUUGUUGUUUAUGUGUAACAAAUAACAUUGGAACAUUGAAACAAAAAAGGCGGCAAAAUCAAAUUUUGUUACAAAAUUCAAAAUUCUUCGAAUUAACUAAACAAAACUAUUUACAUUCAAAUGAUAAAAUUAAUCAUUAUAAUAAUAUAAUACAUAAAUCUAAAUUUACACGAACACCUGAAGGCACUACUUAUACAUUGCAUCCAUAUGCCAUUUAUCAACAUACAAAAACACCAGACAAUUAUCAUUCACAGCCAUUAGACAUAGAUGGACAAUUGGAGCAUCAUCGAUUGCCAAUCAUUGGUUGUUUAAAUAGUACUAUUACUAAUCUUGAUCGAAAAAAUCCUACCAAUCUACCAGGUCUAUUGACUAAAGGUCAAUUAAGUCAAUUAGAUACAAGUUUUGUGCCACGGGAUUGUGAACAUUCAACUGCUACUACACCAGGUUAUUAUAGUCAUGCCAAAAUUAGUCCCAAUAUGAUUAUUGAUUCAAUGAGUGAAGAUGCAUCAGCGUCAUCGAUCCCACCUCCAUUACCUCCAUCCAAUAAUCGACCACCACGUUUACCAGCACGUGGUGAUCCAUGUGUUGGAGCAUCAUCUAGUCAAGUAUUUGGAUUUAAUAAUAAAAUGAAUAUUGACAAUUUAGAUAAUCAACUGAUUAAUCCUGUUGUGAACAAUACCAAUAAUAGUAGUGAAACAGAAGAUUAUAGUUUAAUUCAAUAUCAAAUGACAAAUUAA
Messenger RNA from Schistosoma turkestanicum, 1888 nucleotides. Lineage: Eukaryota; Metazoa; Platyhelminthes; Trematoda; Strigeidida; Schistosomatidae. The record is from the annotation of a GenBank genome assembly.